Molecule: messenger RNA, 654 nt
Organism: Leptidea sinapis
Lineage: Eukaryota; Metazoa; Arthropoda; Insecta; Lepidoptera; Pieridae
Product: histone-lysine N-methyltransferase SETMAR-like
Exons: 1
Coding region: 1-654 (217 amino acids)
Molecular function (GO): nucleic acid binding
Source: RefSeq, a predicted model, not a curated record
AUGAGUAAAGCAAGGAUUUACGAGUGGUAUAAGCGUUUCCAAGAUGGCCGCGUAAACAUUGAAGAUGACGAACGACCCGGACGCCCAAGCACAUCAACAACCGAUGAAAACGUGAAAAAAGUGAAAGAAAUGGUUAUGAAUGAUUGCCGAGUCGCAAUCAAAGAAGUCGCUGAUGAUGUUGGCAUAUCAGUUGGCUCAUGCCAUGAAAUUUUUUCGGUUGUAUUGGGUAUGAAACGUGUGGCAGCAAAAUUCGUUCCAAAAUUGUUAAAUUUCGAACAAAAACAGCGGCGAGUGGAAGUUGCUCAGGAGUUGCUAAAUGAAGUUACUAACGAUGCAGAACUACUAAAACGUGUUAUAACAGGUGACGAAACAUGGGUUUACGGAUAUGAUGUCGAAACUAAGGCUAAAUCGUCCCAGUGGAGGCAUUCUGGAUCGCCAAGACCGAAAAAGGCUCGACAGGUGCGGUCGAAUGUGAAGGUUAUGCUCACUGUGUUCUUCGAUUUUAACGGCAUAGUACAUAAAGAAUUCUUCACACAAGGUCAAACAAUCAAUAAGGAGUACUAUCUACAAGUUCAACGCCGUUUGCGUGAUGCAAUCCGAAAAAAAACGCCCGGAUUUGUGGCAAAACAAUUCAUGGCUUUUGCACCACGAUAA